Molecule: messenger RNA, 1104 nt
Organism: Theileria equi strain WA
Lineage: Eukaryota; Apicomplexa; Aconoidasida; Piroplasmida; Theileriidae
Exons: 1
Coding region: 1-1104 (367 amino acids)
Source: RefSeq, a predicted model, not a curated record
AUGGCAAGCGCCGAAAGUAUUGCUGACAGCGUCGAGGUCGAGGUCAACGUAGAUCUCGAUAUCGUUGACGAAAAUGUCCAAUCCCGUGAACAAGAGUGCAAUCUUGGCACCUGCGAAGGUGCAUGCAGUCACCAAGACUUCAAAACCUCAGAGUCACUAGAAGCCCAGUACUCACCCUCCGAUGCCAACGAAACACUCUCCAACGCCGAACAUGAUGGACAGCAGGAUGGUGAAUAUGAGGGAUGUGAAGGGAACGAACAAGUGGAAGGGGAAUAUAAUGAAUGCAAAGAAAUUGUAGAGGCUCUGAUGGAGAAUAAGCAGAAGAACAUGGACUCAGAAGACGAGGAUGAAAAGGAAAUGGAUGAAGAACAGGAGGACUCCAUGACAAACUACGCCGAAUCCACCAAUCAGACCUCUGAUAAUGGAGAUAGCGAGCUCGGAGAAAACAUCCAGGACGUGCUAAACAAAAUUGAAGGGAUGGAUGAAUGCGAGUUGGAGCAAAUGAUUGACCAGCUUGAAGCCUUUGAGUUGGACGAUUCCGAUGUUUCCAUUCCAGUCUCCGAGAGCACACAAAGGGGAAGUAACGAUGGAACCACGACCCCAAGCAAAAGUAUUGUCAAGACUAAAAAGCUCAACUGGGAAGCAAAGGCCUCAACUCCGGGCUACAUGCUUUCGUCCAUCAGUAGACUCCAAAAUGUAGAUGACAUUUGCAGAGCAAGAAUGGCGGCAAGGGAAAGGAUACAACAGAAGGCUCAAGAAAGGAUCGAAGCAACUGCUAGCAAGGCAAAGAUUGAAAAGGAACGCAUCAAAAAGGAGAUUCAGGACAAGAAAAAAGCAGAAGCCGCCGCCAGGGCAAAUGUUGUAGCUGCCGAACGUGAGAGGGUAAUUGCCGCAAAAAAGAAACAGGAAGAACAUCUUGAAAGACUCAAGAAACAAAUGUCUGAAAGGAACCGUAAAGAAGCCGUUGAUAAGAAGAAAAUGAUGGAAGAAGUUGAAAACAAAAGGAAGGAACUCGCCAAGGCAAGAAUGGAAGCUCUCAGGGAAAAGAAACCUAUGAAUGUCGGAAGCACUAUAUCUAAGAGUUCUCUCAUCCAAACAAAAUGA